Hermetia illucens (black soldier fly) is the source of this 1850-nucleotide messenger RNA. RefSeq lists its product as uncharacterized. The coding region runs from base 276 to 1079 and encodes 267 amino acids. Lineage: Eukaryota; Metazoa; Arthropoda; Insecta; Diptera; Stratiomyidae. The transcript is spliced from 4 exons. The record is from RefSeq and is a predicted model, not a curated record.
CUAGUCUGUGUAACCUCAAGGAUGUUGAGAAUAGUUAAAAGCAGAAGAUAGACCUUUCCUUUGUCCUUCAAAACAAGCACUGGCCCUUUUCAGGGUUGCGUGUGCAGUACCCAGCAACUUCCACUACUCUGACCUUUUGUGAAUCGUUUUCAUAGUUUUUUUCUUAUACCAGUGCACCAUAUGUAGAUCUAGGAUUAAAUCACAAGGAUUCCACCCUAAAUACCAGCGAAAAUUUGUUUUUAUUCUGAUGGGGCUUCCAAUUGAAUCGUCCAGAUAUGGGAAAUUGCUUAGGACAAUGCCUUGCCGGUAAAAGCGGUCUGAGACAAGAAAGGGAUGAACAAGAGCAACUGGUCGAGAAUGAGGAAAAUGAAGAGAGUUUCAUAUUCAAAAUAAUGAGGUUUCGGAAAAAGAAACCAUCGCAAUUUCUGGAAAAGUUUUGGGAGCGACAGUGCCAAGCAUACUCGCGACUAAGCAGGGAGGGAAUUCCCCAUGACAGUAGUGAAAUACAAUUGCAAUGUUUAGAUGCUCAGAACCUCAUGUUAUCAUCCCGUGAAGUUCCAGUCAUGCCCCCACAGUACAGAUCAACUGGAUAUUCUGAAUAUGGAAUUCCUCUGUCAUCGCGUACCAGUUCAUCACUAGACUUAGAAUGGGAACACGAGUAUGCGGCAAAUGCAAAUAGUCAAUUGUCGCAAUCAUGGUUCUUUCUGCCGGAAGAGGAUGCCAAACAAUGUCCCGAACAAGACCAAGUUUCAGACAGUUCUGUAACUAAUACUAUAGACACCGCUGCGCCCAUCAUUACACGAUCAACUCUUCCAAUUGCAAACAAUUCCAGCGAUAAUCCACGUGAAUGUCCUGUUGGUCAUUCAUCGAAAAACUCUUGGUCACAUAUAUCAACACCGGAGUCCUUGGAGUGGGACAUCGACGAGGAUCAGCAGCAGCGGUUGAAUGUGGAAGACGAUAUGUUGGAUCAUGAAACACUUCAACUACUACACGAGAUUGAGCUACUGAAAAAUAAAGUCCUUGAAGAGACUGGAUCCGGGUUAGACUUUGAAGUCAUCCCGAGACCAGGGGAAAGUUGAUCGUUAGUCCAUUUUUCACUGCGGGAAUGCAGUAUUGACCCCCCGAAAGGCUGAGUGGGUAGAGGAGGAUUGUAAGUGCCUAGAAUUAGAGACUACUUGGCUAGUCAACACUUGAAUUGAGGAUAGGGUAUUGUAAUAUUUGAUAGUCGGAUAGAGGUAAGGCGUAGCGAUAUCACGUCAUUGUUGAUUUUCGGUUGCUGGCUGCGGAAAUUCGUGCUGUUUUUGUUGGCUUGGAAACCCAUUUAUCAUGAACGGAUAUUUUCGAAUUUGUUUACGAUGUUCAUGCUCAAACGUUUGCCUGUUUCGCAUAUGAAUUCCUUCAUUUCACCUUUCCUUUUCGCAUCUCUAAGCGCAACACAACCACAACUCAAUCGUAUCGCUAGAAUAUAUCGCCAUUGCGAUCUUAUGGAAUAUAUUGCUAAUAUAUCUUGUUAAGUUCUUGUAAGAUUUAGUCCCACCUCCUUGGCAAAGGUAUGGUUGUACAUUAAGAUUUGCGCGUUAAUUAAAUUUUCCAGCAGAAAGCUGAUUAUUUCGUUUAUUAUGCUUGUUGACUCCUUUCGAAUAUAAAAGCUUUUUGACGAAAACGUUAGAAAAACAAGAAAAAAAAUUGUUAUUUACAUUUUAUAUUGACAAUGUUGUGGAAAUUCCGUUUAUCAUAUCAAAAUCUCGAGAAGAUGCCGAUACAUUUAAGAAAAAGAUUAUAAAGAUAUAAGUAACUAUAUUUAUAGAAGAGAAAAUGUGAAUUGAUUUUCUUGAUAAAAUUAAAUUAUG